This is a messenger RNA of Limulus polyphemus (Atlantic horseshoe crab), 1773 nucleotides long. RefSeq names its product zonadhesin-like. The coding region runs from base 1 to 1773 and encodes 590 amino acids. The transcript has 4 exons. NCBI's taxonomy places the organism in Eukaryota, Metazoa, Arthropoda, Merostomata, Xiphosura, Limulidae. Gene Ontology annotation, molecular function: protein binding. The record is from RefSeq and is a predicted model, not a curated record.
AUGAAUGAAAUUGUUUCUGUUAUAGCUGUGACUCAAAGGACUGUCACUGAUCCUGAUGUUACUACACCAGAAGAACAUACUGUCAUCACAUCAGAAGAACCUACUGUCACCACAUCAGAAAAACCCCUAACAACAGAAGAACCUACUGUCACCACAUCAGAAGAACCCCUAACAACAGAAAAACCUACUGUCACCACACCAGAAGAACCACUUACAACAGAAGAACCUGCUGCCACUACACCAGAGAAACCACUUACAACAGAAGAACCUACUAUCACUACACCAGAGAAAGAAACACUUACAACACAAGAACCUAUUGCCACUACACCAGAGAAACCACUUACAACACAAGAACCUACUGCCACUACACCAGAGAAGCCAUUUACAGCAGAAGAAUCUACUGCUACUACACCAGAGAAACCAUUUACAACACAAGAACCUAUUGCCACUACACCAGAGAAACCACUUACAACAGAAGAACCUACUGCCACUACACCAGAGGUGCCACUUACAACAGAAGAACCUACUGCCACUACACCAGAGAAACCAUUUACAACACAAGAACCUAUUGCCACUACACCAGAGAAACCACUUACAACAGAAGAAUCUACUGCUACUACACCAGAGGAGCCACUUACAACAGAAGAAGCUGUUGCCACUACACCAGAGCAUCCACUUACAACACAAGAAACUACUGUUACUACACCAGAAAAGCCACUUACAACACAAGAAACUACUGCUACUACACCAGAAAAGCCACUUACAACAGAAGAACCUACUGCCACUACACCAGAGCAGCCAAUUACAAUACAAGAACCUACUACCACUACACCAGAGAAGCCACUUACAACAGAAGAGCCUUCUGUUAUUACAACUGGUGCAACAUUGGCAACUAAAGAGUUUACAGUAACUACAUUAAAUGCUGUAGAAACAACUGAUGAUUCUGCUAUAACUACGACAGAUGAACUAAACACAACUGAAGAGUCUAUUAUCACAAUGUCAGAUGAGCCAAGUGCAACUGUAGAAUCGGGUAUCACUACAUCAGGUGAACAACAGACAACUACUGGUCUUGCUACAACUACAUCAGGUGAACCAAUUACAACAGAAGAAUCUGCUAUAACUACCUCAGGUGAACCAAGCACAACUGACAAAUCUACUGCCACUACAUCGGGUGAACCAGGCACAACUGAAGAACCUACUAUAACUACAUCAGGUGAAACAAGUACAUCUGAAGAAUCUGCUUUCACUACAUCAGGUGGACCUGGUGCAACUGAAGAACCUGCUAUAAGUACAUCAAGUGAAACAAGUACAACUGAAGAAUCUGCUUUCACUACAUCAGGUGGACCUGGUACAACUGAAGAAACUGCUAUAACUACCUUAGGUGAAACAGUUACAACUGAAGACUCUACUGUCACUACAUCGGAUGAACCAGUCACAACAGAAGAACGUAUUACUACUACAUCUGAUGAACCAAACACAACUGAAGAAUUUAUUUUCACUACAUCAAGUGAACCUGAGGUAACUGAUGAACAUACUGUGACCACCUUAUCAGGACAAGAAACAACGAUAGCUGGCUGCCUCGUCGAUGGCCGCCAUUUUGUUGAUGGAGACAUUGUUGAUUCGGAUGACCCGUGUCAGCAGUGCUACUGUAUUAAUAGCGAAAUUGUGUGUGCAACACAAGAAUGUAGGCCACCAAGAAAGGGCUGUAAACCUCUACCACCGAAAAAGGGACAAUGUUGCCCGGAUAAGUAUGAAUGUCCCGUGUUGAUAUAG